AUGAAAUUUUUCGGAAUUUUGAAUCCCUUACUGAAGUCCAUUUUCCAAGUACACUCAAAUCAAUUGGUUUCGCAGCUUUUGCGACAUUCUGAUUAUCUUGAUUUUGGUAAUUUUAGCUUUUCUAGAUGUUCUGAUCUUCAGAAGUGUAUUUUUGUUGGGGAAUCGAUACCACUUGAAAAAUAUGGAUUGGAUAAUAUGGGACUUUCAAAAAGUCGAAUUGGAAAAAGAACAUUUGAUGGAUGUAGUAAUUUAAGUGAAGUGAUAUUGCCCGAGAGAACUUCUAUCAUUGAAGACGAUGCGUUUAGUUAUUGCCAAUCUUUGAAAACGAUUUAUCUUCCCCGAUGUUUAGAAAAAAUCAGUCGGAGUGCUUUUUAUUAUUGCGAAAAUCUUGAACAAGUAAAAAUUCCAAACAUCAAUGACCCCAAAAAAUUUGUUGCACAAUUUCCAGACAAUUUGAAACAAAUUGAAAAAUGUGCGUUUUAUAAUUGUGAUUUUCAAAAAGUUGUUUUUGGAGAGAAAAUUGAAUACAUCGGAGACUACGCAUUUAAAGAUAACGCAUUUUUGAAUGAAAUACUUUUCAAUUCCAAUAAGAAAGUAACACUUGGAAAUGCCGCUUUUAAAAAUGCACAAGUAACUGCAAUAAUUACUCAAAAAGACCGCAAAGAGUGGAGUAUCGAUUUUGGAGAACAUUCGUUUGAAGAUUUAGUCAAUCUCAUUAGCUUCCCAUUUCCUAAUAUAGUCUCUGCUUUCGCUUCAUAUUGUUUUGCAGAUUGCUCAAAUUUAAAAGAAAUUAUUGAAGUUUGUGGUGUUGGUGAAAUUGGGAAAUUUGCGUUUUUCAAUUGUUCAUCAAUUUCUUCAGUACGAAUAGAAGGGGCCGUUGACAUUCUUGGAGAUGGGUGCUUCAAAAAUUGCAUUUCACUUGUUUCAAUAACAUUACCAAGCAAUUUACGAGUUAUUAGAGAUGAGAGUUUUGAAAAUUGUAGUAAACUCUCAGUAUUUGAUAUGCCACAAUGUGUCAAUCAUAUAGGAUAUCACGCUUUUAUGAAUUGUGUUUCUCUUCCUAAUUUUAAAAUUAAUGAGAAUACGAUAUUUCUAAGUAUGGGAUGUUUAUGUGGAUGUACUCAACUCGUUAACGAUAAUAACAUUCCAAAAGAAUGUUUCGAUUAA
Messenger RNA from Entamoeba invadens IP1, 1167 nucleotides. RefSeq lists its product as hypothetical. The transcript is spliced from 2 exons. Lineage: Eukaryota; Evosea; Mastigamoebida; Endamoebidae. The record is from RefSeq and is a predicted model, not a curated record. The coding region runs from base 1 to 1167 and encodes 388 amino acids.